Messenger RNA from Drosophila serrata, 320 nucleotides. RefSeq lists its product as uncharacterized. The record is from RefSeq and is a predicted model, not a curated record. Lineage: Eukaryota; Metazoa; Arthropoda; Insecta; Diptera; Drosophilidae.
AACGUUAAGAGAAAUGGACUUUGCUUUCCUUGGCCUUUUGCUGACUCUCCUGUUGGGACAUUCAUCUACUUUUGUCUACAGAAAUCAGGCUUGUUACCAACUUUCGGCUUACGGCACCUGUCAUGGACACACACUGAUGUGGGCCUAUUCGCUGUACGAUCAUAGAUGUCUUUCGUUUCCCUACUCGACAUGUGGUGGCAAUACAAACCGCUUUCGUACACGGGCAGAUUGUGAAAAGGCUUGUAUGCUGAGAUAUUCUUAACUGAUUUUCUUUCCUGCACAAGCUAAAUUAAAUGCCACCGGAUUUUUCUAAAGCUUCA